Messenger RNA from Anthonomus grandis grandis, 959 nucleotides. Its product is annotated as probable trafficking protein particle complex subunit 2. Gene Ontology annotation, cellular component: nucleus; TRAPP complex; cytoplasm. Lineage: Eukaryota; Metazoa; Arthropoda; Insecta; Coleoptera; Curculionidae. The record is from RefSeq and is a predicted model, not a curated record. Bases 135 to 554 code for a protein of 139 amino acids. Gene Ontology annotation, biological process: endoplasmic reticulum to Golgi vesicle-mediated transport. The transcript is spliced from 2 exons.
GCUGUCACUGUCAGCCUGACGAGUGACGAUUUAUUUUUAAUGUAAAUAAACAGAACAGAUAUUUAUUUUUAUUUUAUUCCAUUAUACUUUUAAACCUAAUUUAGAAAGAAAAAUCACGAUUACCCUCCCCUGUCAUGAUAGGAACAUAUUAUUUCGUUAUAGUGGGGCACAGGGACAAGCCCUUAUUCGAAAUGGAAUUUACCAAUACAAAAGACCCUAAGAAAGAAGAUUACAGACAUCUCAACCAAUUUAUAGCCCAUUCCGCGUUGGAUCUUAUAGAUGAACACAAAUGGAAAAGUCAAAAUAUGUAUCUCAAAUCGGUGGAUAAGUUUAAUCAGUGGUUUGUCUCCGCCUUUGUUACUGCGAGUCUCAUAAGAUUUGUUAUAGUCCAUGAUAACAGGAAUGAUGAUGGUAUCAAGAACUUUUUUAAUGAGAUUUACGAAGCCUAUAUUAAACAUUCCAUGAACCCUUUUUAUGAGGAGAAUACACCAAUAAAAAGUGUAGCCUUUGAAAAGAAGGUGCAGCAAUAUGGGAAGAAAUAUUUGGCAAACUAGGAGUACUUAGAUGUUAAUAUUGUUAAUAUUUAUUGUGAAAUACAGUGUGCUUGUUCUAAACAAUUAAUUAUACAGAUACAGAAGACUGUAGAAUUACAAGCAGCAGUUUACAGGAGAUUUGCUUAACUACCAGGACUUUUUUUAUAAAUUAUACAACACAUUUUGUAUUUUAGCCAGAUUAAUUUAUGCAUUUUUAUGUUUAGUAUUCCAUCAUUUAUGUAUCUUUUGGAACUAUCUAGAUUUCAAAUUUUUAUUGAGGAGUGAUGAGAUACUUUAAGGAAAUGAAUGUGAGUGAAUAAUUUCAUACGAGAACUAACUCAUUUUUACCUUUAUGUUGUUAUUUAAAUACUUUAUUUAUAUACAUAUUGUAUAUGUUGUAAAUAUAAGUUCUUGUUAAAAUAUGUA